AUGUGGCUUCUUUGGCUCUUUCUGCUCGUCACGGCGGUUAAAGCUGAUGCCGAGAAAGAGGAGUUGCUCUUUGGGGUUAUGACCCUCUGGGUGGUGACGCUCGUCUCGGGGCUCCUCGUCGCGCUGCUCGUCGCCUGCGGGGUGGCCUGCUAUUUCGAUCUGAAGAACCGGCGGCUCGUCUUCAACCAGGGCAUUGCCCACUUCUUCCCUCCGCACACCAUCCAGAAUCGGACUCACAAAAGUGCGGCCGACGGCUCGGAGAGCGAGAUCUCAGAGCGCUCCAGUUUGCUCGGUGAUGCCCAGCUGCAGCGACAGGCCGAGGCGCGGUGCGCGGCCAAGCGCGAAGCCUUUCGAAAAGCCAUCGCCGAAGCUUACAGCAGCUCGGGACGCCCGUUGCCGAAAAGCCUGACGCUCACCGACUCUCGGCCCAACACGGAAGAGGGCAAAACCAUCGAAAAGGGGAUGAAGCCGAUGCAGGAGAAGACCGACUGGAUCGCCCCGUCCGUCUCCAUCGAGACGGCGAAGACCAUCUCGAAAACCAUCUCGAAAACGACGCGAUCCCUCGCCACAGCCGCCGAGAGAUCCGCAGACAAAUCCGAGACAACAGCUACGCGUGAUCGC
Mesorhabditis spiculigera is the source of this 621-nucleotide messenger RNA. Lineage: Eukaryota; Metazoa; Nematoda; Chromadorea; Rhabditida; Rhabditidae. The record is from the annotation of a GenBank genome assembly.